Molecule: messenger RNA, 855 nt
Organism: Letharia columbiana
Lineage: Eukaryota; Fungi; Ascomycota; Lecanoromycetes; Lecanorales; Parmeliaceae
Exons: 2
Coding region: 1-855 (284 amino acids)
Biological process (GO): protein ubiquitination
Cellular component (GO): cytoplasm
Molecular function (GO): ubiquitin protein ligase activity
Source: RefSeq, a predicted model, not a curated record
AUGGCGACAGCAUUCCUCCGCCAGCUGCCCAAAAUCCCGAUCUACGAACUCCCGGCGAAUGCAAGAUGCCCGAUUUGCGUUCAGCCGUACGAAAACGAAACCACCGACAGCGGGAGUUUCGAAAAAGCAGUCCGCCUACCCUGCAACGGUACUCAUAUUUUCGGAUCAGAAUGCCUGUCAGAAUGGCUGAGACACGGGAAAACCUGCCCUUUUUGCCGGCACGAACUAGUCUUCCCGAACGGAGACGACCGAGGAAUGGAAGGAGGAGAAGGAGAAGAAGGAGAAGGAGAAAGACUCUUCUUGACAUUCAACAUCCAACGUAACCAAGACUGGGACGAAUACUGGUACAUCACCUUCUGGAUCUUGCAUUUACAGGGAGACGAACUCAUCGAACGGAAAUGGCGGCAAUGGCAACAGGAUUGGAUCGCAGCGGCAGAGCAAUGGGACGCCGGCAGUCGAGCCCACGCCAGAGCAGCGCUCUCGAACUCGCAGCUGACGCCUCGAAAAAUCCUCGAGGAUGAUCGCCAAGUCAAAGUGACCGCGGGGGCGAUCCAAACCCUACGGUUCAGGGAAUAUCGUCUUUACCAAUAUUUCCAGCCUGAUGGAGCGGAGCGUCCGGAGUUGAAAGCUCCGCCGGGGUUCCAGCUUACUCCGGCCCAGGAGGAUGCGCUCUUUCGGGAGCUCGAGCGGAGAGAGGCCUUCCAGGUCACGGCGCUAUACAGCGGGGUCAGCAGACGCGAACAGUGGGGCAAGCUUCGCGACGUUGGCUUUGUUUGGGAUCCGGACUGGGCGAUGUUCUGGCGCAAGAAAAGCAUCGAUAAGAUCUGGAUGAUGCGGAGUGCUCGGCUGUCUUGA